Molecule: messenger RNA, 2265 nt
Organism: Myotis daubentonii (Daubenton's bat)
Lineage: Eukaryota; Metazoa; Chordata; Mammalia; Chiroptera; Vespertilionidae
Source: RefSeq, a predicted model, not a curated record
AUGCGCAACUGCCUCUACGGCAAUAAUAUGUCAGGACAACGCGAUAUCCCCCUUGAGCCCGAGGAACAGCCCGAGCAACCAUCUUUGGAGGCCUCAGGGGCAGCUGCCCCCAGUGCUGGGCCUGGCGCAGCCGAAGAAAUGGAGGCCCAAUCGCCUCCCGGGGAGCCCGUCCCCAUCGAGACUGAAGGCGAGGCCUGUGGACCUCCAGAGGCCUCCAGACCCAACGUCCAGAGUGAGACAGUCCAGGAAGCCGGAGCCCAUGGAGGCUACAGCCCACCUCCAGAGGAAGCCAUGCCCUUCGAGGUCAAGCAGCCCAGCGUGGGAGGCUUCUGGCCGGCCCUGGAGCAGCCUGGAAACGCCAGGGGGGCCCUUAGCCCAGGGCUCGUGCAGCCCCGAGCCCGCAGGGAGCCCAGACCAGACCUGGGCAGCUACAGCCCUCCGCCCGAAGAGGCCAUGCCCUUCGAGAGCGAGCAGCCUGCCCAGGGAGCGUGCCUCCAGCCUCUCCUGCAGAUCUGCGCGCUCGCGCCAGGAGGCCCGGCCGUGGGGGUCUUUAGCGCCCCCUCAGAGGAGCCCCAAGUCCUCAGACCUGCCUACGCAGGCUGCGGAGGAAACUGCAGCCCUCCCCCUGAGGAGGCGAUGCCAUUUGCGUUUGAUGGAGCAGCCUUGGGGGACGACAGCCCACCCCCUGGGCUCCCCCGAGCUACCCUACAAAUCCACGACGGUGGCGGCGGCCACUUCGCGGCAGUCGCGGAGCCGCGUGCGAUCCUCCUCGCUCCCGCCGCGAACGAGCCCCCCCUCUGGGACCCAGGAGCCAGCGUCAGCACAUCCGGAGAGGCUGUCAGAGCUCCUCCACACUUCGUGGGCGACAGCCCCCCGAUGGAGGUCUCCGGACCCCAGCUCGAGAUUGGUAGCGCCCCCGCUGGGGUCGACGACGCUCCCGUCAACAUGGACAGCCCCCCAGUCGCGCCUGACAGCCCGCCCAUCGAGGUCUCCGGAGCCCCAAUUAAGAGAGAGCGAGCAGAGGGAGAGAGACCCCCAGUUGAAGGCGAAGCAGCCGAGAUGGAAGGAAGCUCAGCCGCUGCAGCCGCAGCCGCAGCCGCAGAGGGAGACAAACUCCCGUCUCCCGGAGACGGAGACCGACACCGAGACGGAGACGGAGACGGAGACGGAGACGGAGACCGAGCUCCUGUCGCCGGGGCCCCUGCUGCCGCCCCCGAAGCUCCAGACGCCGGGGCAGCCACCGAUGCCUCAGCUGCCCCGGCAGCUCCGGAAGCCCCCGCAGCUCCGGAAGCCCCAGCAGCUCCAGGAGCCCCAGCAGCUCCAGAAGCCCCAGCAGCGCCCGCUGCCCCGGCCACUCCAGCCGCCCCGGCCGCUCCCGCCGCCCGAGCAGCUUCUGCUACCCGGCCCGCUCUCGCCGACAGGCCCGCUCUCGCCCCCCGGGCCGCAAGCGCCUCCCGGGCCACUCCUGCCCCCCGGCCAGUCCCUUACGCUGCAGCUGCCUGGGCAGUCCCAGCCUCCUGUUAUGGUCCAAACGCUCCAGCUGCCCGCGCGGCCCGAGCCGCCCGAGCCGCCCAAGCAGCUCGAGCCGUGUCUGCUGCCUGGGCAGCCCCAGCCCCGGCCCCAGCUCCAGCCCCAGCCCCAGCCCCAGCCCCAGCCAGCGGAGCCCGCCCCAACCCCCGUUUCCUUAGACCCCCCAGCCCCGAGAUCCAGGCUGCCGAUCCGCCUACUCCGCAGCCUGCUCGCGCGUAUGCCUGGCGGGCCCGGUCGGAGCGCGGCCGCGACGACGGAUCGGGCAGCAGCAGCGAUGAGUCCGACGAGAGGACCUUCGGAUGCUACGUCUGCUGCCGGCCAAAGCGAAGUCGCUCCAGACCAAAGCCGAAGCGUAACUUGUUCCGCAACUUCGUCGAUCGGGCCUUCCAGAGCUGCUUCGGCCAACCUGAGAACGACGAGUUCACAGCCCCGCACAGUCCCAAGGUCACGACGAUUCCUAUGGUGGAGACUUGCAGACCGAUGUGCCUGGAAACCCAGGAGCAGCGCUUCCAGAUGCGCGAGCAGAGGAAGCGCAGCCAGCUCAUCGACAGGCAGCUACAGGAGGAGAAGAUGGGUUACACGUGUACGCACCGCCUGCUGCUUCUAGUUCCCAUCCCUGGCACCCCCAAAUCACCCGCCGACUGUGUACUUGUACGGGGAAUGGGCUGUCUUGUGUUGUGCGCCAUGGCGCGGGCAAAAACUUUCCGCGUCCGCACUCGCUGGUGGUACCUGUGA